This is a messenger RNA of Salvelinus fontinalis (brook trout), 2155 nucleotides long. Its product is annotated as cytochrome P450 3A30-like. The transcript has 13 exons. The coding region runs from base 172 to 1695 and encodes 507 amino acids. Lineage: Eukaryota; Metazoa; Chordata; Actinopteri; Salmoniformes; Salmonidae. The record is from RefSeq and is a predicted model, not a curated record. Gene Ontology annotation, molecular function: oxidoreductase activity, acting on paired donors, with incorporation or reduction of molecular oxygen, reduced flavin or flavoprotein as one donor, and incorporation of one atom of oxygen; heme binding; iron ion binding.
AAGAAUCACCCUUUAACCUUCAAACUACCGAAUAGCCCUUUAAAAAGGUGGAAGUAAAAUAAUUUCACCAUUCCUUUGUGGACCGCCAUAAUAUUACAGAAGAAGGAGAGAGAAUUACAGGUCGGUCAGAGCCUACGGUCAGAGUCAAAAGCACAACAGAGCGGAGACACGAUGUGGUACUUUCUUUCGUUCUCCACGGAGACAUGGACUCUGAUAGCGAUACUAUUUGCUAUCUUCUUGUGGUAUGGGUAUGCACCUUAUGGAUUCUUCAAGAAACUCGGCAUCCAGGGACCUAAACCUCUCCCCUUCAUAGGGACGUUUUUAGAGUACAAAAGGGGUCUCUUCAUUUUUGACAAUGACUGUUACCAGAAGUACGGCGAUGUGUGGGGGUUAUUUGAUGGCAGACUGCCCGUAAUGGGUGUGAUGGACACAGCCAUGAUCAAAACCAUCCUGGUGAAGGAAUGUUACUCUGUGUUUACCAACAGACGGGACUUUGGCUUGAACGGGGAGCUCCACGACGCUGUAACAACCGUAGAAGACGAUGAGUGGAAGAGAAUCCGCAGCACUCUAUCUCCCUCCUUCACCAGCGGACGACUCAAAGAUAUGUUCGUGAUAAUGACUCAACACUCCAGAAACCUGGUGAAGUUUCUGCAGAAGAAGGUAGACUCUGACGAGGUUCUGGAAGUUAAAGAAAUCUUUGGGGCCUACAGUAUGGACGUUGUGGCAAGUAGCGCGUUCAGUGUUGACGUUGAUUCUAUCAACCAACCCAAUGAUCCCUUAGUCGUCAACGUAAAGAAACUACUCAAAUUCAACCUGUUAAAUCCUCUCCUAAUCUUAGUAGUGUUGUUCCCGUUUAUGCGUCCGCUCCUGGAAAAGUGUAACGUCUCUUUCCUACCUGCUGGUGCUAUGAAUUUCUUCUAUUCCUUCCUGAGGAAGAUCAAAGCAGAGAGGAGCAAGAAUGUACACAAUACCAGAGUGGACUUAAUGCAGCUGAUGGUGGACUCUCAGAUCCCACAGGACCACAGCUCCAAGGAGGCCGCACACAAAGGGCUGACGGACCAUGAGAUCCUGUCCCAGGCGUUGACAUAUAUCUUUGGGGGCUAUGAGACCAGCAGCAGCACACUGGGUUUCCUAUCCUAUAACCUGGCAACAAACCCUGACGUCCAGUCUGCUCUGCAGGAUGAGAUCGACCAGAUCUUCCCCGACAAGGCUCCGCCCACCUAUGAAGGGCUGAUGCAGAUGGAGUAUCUGGACAUGGUCAUCAACGAGACCUUGCGGGUGUAUCCCAUCAUCAGCCGGCUAGAGAGGGUUGCCAAGGCGACCGUGGAGGUGAAUGGUGUGACCAUCCCCAAGGGAACUGUUGUCAUGAUCCCAAUCAUGGUCCUUCACCACCACCCAACACACUGGCCCAAACCUGACGUCUUCCGACCAGAGAGGUUCAGUAAGGAGAACAGAGAGAACAUUGAUCCCUACACCUUCCUUCCGUUUGGGAUGGGGCCGAGGAACUGUAUCGGCAUGAGAUUCGCCCUCCAGGCCAUUAAGCUGGUGAUAGUAGAGAUCCUCCAGAGCUUCAGUUUUGUCACCUGCAAGGAGACAGAGGUUCCUCUGGAGCUGUUUGACAACGGCUUCCUCGCCCCAACGAAGCCCAUCAAACUGAAGCUGGUCCCCCGUGUUGUGGCCCCCAGCCAGGAUUGAGAGGAGAGGCACAGGUAUACAGGACAAUACCCUGUUAGUCUAGCCAAGUCAGUUCCUGCUUCAGUCAAACAUGGCAAUGAGUAAAUUGUCUAAAGGGCAAGGCAACCUUCCUGUUGGAAGGGAUCAGCUUAGACUCAUUGAUAUUCCAGGCUUAUACUCUGGAAUUAGUACAAUUUAUUGAUUUUAUAGUGAAGAAACUACCCAACUAGCUAUAUUUAUAAAAUAUUGACGUGUGUAGGCUUUUGGUCUCAUAUUUUCAGGAAUCCCUUGUGUAGUAACCUGGUAUAUUUAUGUUUACCAAUAGAUGGCAGUAUUGACUCAAGACGGGGGUUUGCUUCCCGCUAUCCGUAGCUAUUUCCUAUGUCUGCCUAUUUAACUAUGAUUAAGAAAGCUUCAGAGAGGUUUAAGCCAGGUGCAUAAGAUAAUGUAAAUCUAAGUUACAAUUAAAUACUAAACCGUA